This is a messenger RNA of Diceros bicornis minor, 771 nucleotides long. RefSeq names its product chromosome 17 C12orf57 homolog (gene C17H12orf57). Gene Ontology annotation, biological process: post-embryonic development. The record is from RefSeq and is a predicted model, not a curated record. The coding region runs from base 311 to 691 and encodes 126 amino acids. Lineage: Eukaryota; Metazoa; Chordata; Mammalia; Perissodactyla; Rhinocerotidae. The transcript is spliced from 3 exons.
UUUUAGAAUUUGUCUAGUAGGUUUUCUGGUUGUUACUGGAAAACCCCGUCACCGCUCGUUUUGAACAAUAGAGUUAGUUGAAAUGGGGUGGUGUCUACUUGUCGCUAGUACUGGAGUAUUAGAAAUUCGCAUUUAGUGGUUUUGCCGUUGCCAGGAAGUCCCAGCAGGGAGACCAGCGCUACGCGGAGAGGCUUCCGGCUACGCUGAUGCGCUUCCCCUCCGCCCGCAUCCCCGAGAGCCGCUGCAAGAGAACCCUCUUUUUCUUUGAGCGUUAAGUUGGUUCCGCCGCACGUGCGGUUUUUGUUGCCGUAUGGCGUCCGCCUCGGCCCAGCCCGCGGCCCUGAGCGCCGAACAGGCCAAGGUGGUCCUGGCCGAGGUAAUCCAGGCGUUCUCGGCCCCAGAGAACGCCGUGCGCAUGGACGAGGCUCGGGACAACGCGUGCAACGACAUGGGCAAGAUGCUGCAAUUCGUGCUGCCCGUGGCCACGCAGAUUCAGCAGGAGGUUAUCAAAGCCUAUGGUUUCAGCUGCGACGGGGAAGGUGUCCUCAAGUUUGCCCGCUUGGUCAAGUCGUAUGAAGCCCAGGAUCCUGAGAUUGCCAGCCUGUCAGGCAAGCUGAAGGCACUGUUCCUGCCCCCUAUGACACUGCCACCCCACGGGCCUGCUGCAGGUGGCAGCGUGGCCGCCUCCUGAGGGUUGGCUCUCCCGUGUGACACUGCCUGGGAAGGGAAGAUGUUGGUGUUCCAGAGGAUAAUAAACCUGCCUGUGACUUA